Symbiodinium pilosum is the source of this 3897-nucleotide messenger RNA. The record is from the annotation of a GenBank genome assembly. Lineage: Eukaryota; Dinophyceae; Suessiales; Symbiodiniaceae.
AUGUCUUCCUUGGACAUUGCUAUAGCUAUGUUCCUCAAUCCAGGUGAUACCAUCCUUGUGGAAGAGUACACUUUCCUGGCGAUGAUUGAUGCCUGCGUUGCCGCCGGGUUGCGCUUGGUACCCGUACCCUGCGACAACGGCGGGCUCUGUCCCGAAAGUCUUCGGCGCAUACUACGAGCGGAGCGAAGUGCAGGAAGAGUUCCAAAGGUCCUGUAUACCGUCCCGGUGGGGCAGAAUCCCCUUGGCACGCGACUUCCUGAAGAUCGUUAUCAGCCAAUCUACGACAUGUGCGCAGAGCAUGGAGUCUUCAUUCUGGAGGAUGACGCAUAUUUCUACCAGCAGCACAAUGCGCAUGAUGACCUGGCAGAUGAUGAUGAGCUUGCUGUGGGCGGCCUGGAGAAGCUGGGGACCACUUUUGUCUCCAUCGACCGCCAAGGGCUUGUGUUUCGCUUGGACUCCUUCGCGAAGAUGCUCGCUCCCGGCUUUCGACUGGGUUGGGUAACCGGGCCCAGGCGGCUCAUUGAGGCCUAUGAGAAGCUGUGCUACGUCUCCACCCAGCAGGGUAGCUCCUUUGCCAUGGUUUGCUUAGCCUCGCUGCUAGCGCAGUGGGGGAAAUCUGGGCUUCAGGCACAACUGCAGCGCCUCCAGCUGGGCUUGCGACGGCGAUGCCGGGCGCUGCUGCGUGCCUGUGAGGAGCACCUCUCAGACUUAGCCACAUGGACCAAUCCGCAAGCUGGCAUGUUUCUAUGGCUGAAGAUGACGCAUCCGGCGGCCUUUUCCAACGAGUCUCUCCUGGAAAGCAUGAGACGGAAUGGCGUCGUUGCCAUGCCAGGUUCCUUCUGUUCGCCGGAUUCCAAAGGGGCGUUCUUCCUGCUGAUAGGUGCCAUUCCGGUAAUUGUACCAAAGGGGACAUGGCACGUGGUAGAUUUCAUGAUCGAUUAUGGCAUCUAUGACAGCAGCGUCUGUUGCUUUAUCAUCUUCAACCUCGGUCGCACGUUUGGAGCAGCGUUCGCUCUAGUGAACUCGGGAUUUCGAGGCACCCUGGCAGCAGCUGUCAUGGGCUGGAGUCUCUACACAAUUUGGCCUACUGGGUAUAUGAAAGAUUCGGAGGACCUGGAUUUCUGGCUCAUUGUGGCUAUUGGCGUCACCUAUGUCUGUGUCGUGAUGCUUCUGAAGCUGGACCUGUCAUUCCAGAUGUUUGCCAUCUCUAAUUUCGCAGGAAUAUGGAUGGAUAUCUUAAAUCCUGACAAGCAAGCCACGAUAACACCACCCUGGGCAGGCAACUGGUCCUUGCACACAGACACCCUCUUGCAACAAUUGAUUCGAACUAUCUUGGGCUUCCUGACAGUGACUGUUGCCCUGCUCCUUCCGUAUCCACUUGGGUCUCUAGUGUCCGUCCAAGAGAACCAGCUUAUGAUGAACACCCGGCUCAGAACGAUCUUGCGCAUGAUGGUCAAGUUCUAUUGCCAGGAUGUGCCGAAUGAGUCUGAGAAGGGAGAAGUCUUGAAUCACUUGAGAAGCAUGAAGUCCAAUCCCGCUGAGACUGAUCGCCUCAUUGCAGAAGCAUGGUGGGAGUGUUUCGGAUUCGGAAGGACGCAGUUGAAGCGGCAGGUACUCUUUGCUACGUGCCAGACGACUAGGAAGAUUCACCUCCUCGCCUUCAAUGCUUGGACCGUCUCUUCAGAGCAAGCCAGGAAAGGAAAAGACGUCGAGCUCAUGAGAUUGGUACAGGAAAAGACAGAAAACGUGCUGGAAGGCAUGGAGCAGAUGCUGAAUCUGCUCGUCAAGGCUGCAGAGGAUGGCAAGCUGGAUCCCCGUGAGACGGUAGCCGUGAGGAGCUGCAAGCAGAAGUUGGAGCGAUUGGAGCAAGAGCUCUCCAUCCACUUCCAUGCCAAGAGGCUGGAAGUGGCCCAAAGCACGCAGAAGUCUGGAAAGCUCGCUGAAGCUAUGUUUCAAGAACUGCGCAUAGCUCAGGUGCUACAGUGGAGUAUCAGCCGCAUCGUCGGAGAGGUCAUCCAGCUGGCGGAUGGGGUUUCCAAGUUCUCCAGCGGCGAGGCCUCACUUCCCCCGCCUCCAAAUCCUGGUGGCUUCCUAGCUAUCUUUGAAGGUGUGGGGGACAAGGAACAUCUUCUCUACGCUUGGCGAGGUAUCAGCUCUUAUCUCCUGUGCUUCACGCUCGGAUAUUUCGGCUUCCGACAGAUCGUUCCACCGCAUUCCGCAGCAAUUGCAGCCACUGCCCCAUUGCUCCUGUCCAUGUACGUUGGCUCCGCCUUAGUGAAGGAUUUAAAUCGGAUCCAAGGCUUGAUGAUCGGGAACGCGACUAAAAGCUAUGAUCUAGGAUUGGUCGACGAUUGUGACCCGGCAGACUUGGCAAUCCAUGCCGUCAUUACAUUCACCUGGGUCUUUACAGGCCUCUUCGUGUACUUUCACUCGCGCGCAUACUCCACUGUUGGUGUACUCGCGGCCGCUUUUGGGGCCUACACCCUACUGGGGCACAGCUGCAACCAACUGGACUCUGAAAAUGUUGGCAAACGCACGACUUUCGAUGCCAUGGCUAUGAACUGCAUUGCCGUCAUGAUUACGUUUUGCGUGGAUUUCUUUUUUCAAGCAGACCGUGCCUCUGAUCUGGCUUACAACUUGCUGGACCAAUGCUGGCAGGAGAUCCAUGACUCAUUGGCUGGCAUGUUCGAUCCGCAGGUCAAUGUCGUGGCUUUCCGCUCCGCUCGUGCCAAAGAGCUUCUGAUGUCCGCAACGCAGAUGGGGGAGGAAGCCAACCUCGAGCCACGCUUCUGGCGUACCAUUUGGCACCACGAGUUGUUCACAGGUGUCUGCCGUGCCACGGAUGCUUUAAUAGUGGCCACGGCGGCCUUGGAGUCGGCGAUUGCAGAGCAUGGCUGCAAUGAGGAAACAGCUCAGAAGUUUGGAGAAGAAGACGCGGUGGACAACAACAACGGCAACAACGUCGUCUUACGCGAUGAUCAGGAAGAGUUCCUCAAGCACACCGUCCCAAAAUUCUUUGGCUUGCCAAACGACAAGCCAGAGGAUAAAAUGUCGAAAGACAAAAUGGUCAAGCAGUACCUUUUCUUCGCUUGUCGUUCGUCACUCCUGAAGACAGCUAUCCAGAAGGGGCUCGGCGAUUGCGGAGUGAGACAGAUUCAGUCGAGGCAUACCCAGGCAGCUAGCUGUCUCCGGUCAGCGGCUGUCUUGGGGCACGAGAUGUCCCAAGAGGCCUGGGAAGAAAGCCAGAUGCUGACCAUGCAGGUGGCCCACCUGGUACCUGGUGCCCUGGCGGUACCUCUACGCCACAAGGCCAGCACCUUCUUCCACAGCGAGACGCUCCUGCAGGACGCCCUUCCGCGGCGGCGCGUGCUGCGUACAGAAGGCUUCGGCGGAUGGUUCCCAAAUCCAGAUGAGAAGCGGGUGAAUCCUCCGGAGGGUCAAGAGGCCAUGGAAAUCCAGGAGGCUGAGAAGGAGGAGGAGCACGAAGAGGAUCCUUUGUCCGAAGCCCUGCAAGAUGCCGGCGACGCAGUGAGCGCAGAUGCGGAAAAGGCAUUUGACAAGAUGAAGGCCGAUGCGGCCAAUUCCCUGGAAGCAAGCAAAGAUGACGGCGCCGGGAAAGCUGCUGUUGAGGCCGCGAAGGAGGAGGAGGACACUGGCGACCCCCCGGAUGCGGAUGACAAAUUGCCUGGGCCCUUCUACACCAGGGCUUGGUUCCUUGGUUUGGCGCUGACGGCCUUUGUCGGGGUGACCUCUUACACUGUCUGGCAAGUUAGCCAAGUUGCUGGCUCCAAAGGCCCAGAGCCAGAGGACGAGAUUGAGCGAACCUACGCAAAUGACCCCCGAGCACCAGUGGCCUCAGAAGGCGCGGCUGGCAAAGGAAAAGGAAAAGCCGGCCAG